Molecule: messenger RNA, 1539 nt
Organism: Labrus mixtus (cuckoo wrasse)
Lineage: Eukaryota; Metazoa; Chordata; Actinopteri; Labriformes; Labridae
Gene: spra
Product: sepiapterin reductase a
Exons: 3
Coding region: 129-923 (264 amino acids)
Biological process (GO): tetrahydrobiopterin biosynthetic process
Molecular function (GO): sepiapterin reductase (NADP+) activity
Source: RefSeq, a predicted model, not a curated record
ACAAUGCGCAGCUUUCACCGCAGAUUAAAACCCAUGAAGAAGAGAGAGAACCUCUGCGCCCCGAGCUUUUCUCUACGUCGUCUCACUUCGAGGUCUCUGUGCUAUAGCUCUUCUGCUGUUUGUGCACCAUGUCUUCCGCGGACCUGGGCCGGGCCCUUUGCAUCGUCACCGGGGCCUCCAGAGGCUUCGGCCGGACUGUGGCCCUGCAGAUGUCCCGGUCGGUGAAGUCGGGCUCUGCGCUCGUGCUGGCGGCCCGCUCCGGUGACGACCUGCGGGCUCUGCAGGUGGAGCUGUCCGGGUCAGAGGCAGGCAGAGCCGGACUGAAGACUGUGUGUGUGGUGGCGGAUCUGAGCCAGAAGGAAGGACCGGAGAGCGUCGUGAAGGCAGCUGCAGAGGCUUUUUCUGAGGACAUGGAGCACAUAAUACUGAUCAACAACGCAGCCUCUCUGGGUGACGUUUCCCGCUCUGCCAAAGACUUCACCAACAUGGCCGACGUUGACUCGUACCUGUCUUUCAACGUCAGCUCCUUCCUCUGCCUCACCGCCAGCAUCCUGCAGCGUUUCCCACAGCGCCCGGGUCUGAAGAGGACAGUGGUGAACGUGUCGUCACUGUGUGCCCUGCAGCCGUUCUCCUCCUGGGUGCUGUACUGCAGCGGGAAGGCCGCCCGACAUAUGAUGUUCAGGGUGCUGGCUCAGGAGGAGCCGGACCUCAGGGUGCUCAACUACUCUCCAGGUCCUCUGGACACGGCCAUGCAGCAGGCGGCUCGCUCCAGCACGGGCGACUCCGAUCUCAGGAAGGCUUUCUCCGACAUGUUCUCCGAGGGGAAGCUGCUCACCUGUGAGGAGUCCUGCACGAAGAUGAUGAAGCUGCUGCUGGAGGACAAAUACACGUCAGGAGAUCAGAUCGACGUCUACGACCUGUAGGACGCUUCAGACGAUAAAUGUGUGUGUGCCUUUUUUUUUUAAAUUCAGACUCUGUUCAGGAAACCGUUAACGCUCAGUGUUACAAGUCGUAAUCAGCCUCAGUUAUUGCGAAGACGUUUUGGGUCAGUUAAUCUUUGUCUGGUCAUUUCAAUCUGUGGUGAAGUCUAAAGGUCGUAAACGUAAUGUGCCUUACUUUAAUUCAGGUCAAAAUCUCAACGUUUGAGGACAGAGUUUUUAAUUCUACAUGUCGGGUUAGACACAUAGAGACUGCCCUCUACUGGUUAAGUCCAGUUACUACAAUUUAAUUUCUCUGAUCUGGAGGCAGGAGACGUAUUCGUUGCCAGCUUUCGUCACCAAACCCGAUAAACACAACGUCACCUGUCUCACAAACUAUGGAGGAGUGAAGUGGAUUGAUUCUAACUGAUGUCUAAGUAGCUUGAUGUGAAAUAUGGCGCCCGUAAAGUGCGAAGACGAGACUAUUUGUAACCAACUUCAAACCACAUUUAUGUCGUAAAAGUGUCACUGCUGCUUCAUGAGUCGUCGCUAAUGGAUAAAUUACCUAGCUAAACAUGCUAAUAGGUAUAGACUGUAAGAUGUUGGGCUGAUGGUUACGACU